AAAUAGACGCAGACCGGUGCGACGGCUCUAUAAAAGUGUCGAUUUUACGCAAAAAUAAUCCUCCAGAACUGGCUUCAGAUGUGACUGAUCUGCUUUUGGUUGAACACAAAGAUAAAACUACAGAGAUAGAAGCUGUGCCCCAGAGAUUUUUUUUUUACACAGAACAUGAGCAUUCAGGGCCUACCAGAGAUGAAGGGCUAUGACCCACUAGAUACCACCCUUAAGUUUGUCACCAGGAGGGAUGACUUGGAUCCAAUUUCCUCAGAUGAUGACUCUCUCAGAGCAGAGAUGUCCUGCGGCCACGCCGUCACUCCUGAAUCUCUAACACAGUGGUGUCGCAACCUGCUGGACCAGGGGCAUUACAUAUUUAAAUGCCCUGCACUGGUAGAGGGGACCACAAGGUGCAAUAAGGUGUGGUCGUACCAAGAGGUGCGCAGACUGGCAGAUUUAUCUGUUGAGGAAAUGCAGCACUUUGAGGACAACAUGGCCCGCAUGGCUGCUGCUAGACACUGCGAGUUUCAGCCAUGUCCCCAGUGCAAAACAAACAUGGAGAGGAAGGAUCUUUCCAACCUGUGUGUCAUAUGUAUCAUAUGCACAGCUGAUCAGGGGGGAACCUAUCAGUUCUGCUGGCAGUGUCAGAAGCCAUGGAAGGGCUCAGCUCCUCGAUCGGACCGCUGUGGCAACGAUGACUGCAUCAACAGGGACCUGCAACUGCUGCAGACAUGCAAAUCCAUCGACCUGCCGGAGGUGGCGGGCGUCACCAGCUGCCCCUCUAUCCGACUCUGUCCUACAUGUGGCAUGAAGAUAGAACAUAGUGGACAAAACUGCAAAAAUGUUAUAUGUCCUCGAUGUCAUAAGGAGUUCUGCUUUGUUUGCCUGAAACUAACGCGGCAAUGUUGCAAGACCAGUUCACCAUUCAGAAUCUGCCCAGCCAGUGUAGCUCCAAGACAGACUUCUAUUCCGGUAUGGCAGAGAAAAUGAAGGCAAUCCGGUGUCUUAUCUUAAUUCAACAAGAGAUCUUUAACAGAAGUGUUUAAAAACACAACAAAAAAUCAAUGCAUUUAUUUUGAAAGGUCUCAAUAUAGUCUCCUGGACACCAAAUGUUUGUGGCAUGUAACUCUGCUCCACAAGACAACUAGGUUCUUAUUUGUGGUUUCUCUGCCUCCCCCUGGCUGAACUUUAAAUUGCACAUGACAAAUAUGUUUGGUAUUUACCUCUGAAUCUCCAUUACUGAAAUACUUAAGAUGUUUUAUAUAUACAAAAUGGAACCUGUUUUAUUUUAAUUAGCUUUUUCUGUAUACCAGUGUGGCAAAAUCUACCUGGUAAAACUUAAUUUAUACUCAGUGUGAGAGGGAAUCUUUUAUAAAAAAUAGAUCUGGAUGUAAAUUUUGAUUUACAUCUCAAAUUCACCCAGACAAGGCUAUUGUGUGUCUGUAUCAUUAACAUUAGAAACACUCAUUAAGAUCAAGUAAAUUAAACAUAACUUAAGGUUUUGUGUUUUCAUUCCAAUCAGACAAGUGUCAU
Messenger RNA from Amphiprion ocellaris (clown anemonefish), 1524 nucleotides. RefSeq lists its product as uncharacterized. Bases 166 to 981 code for a protein of 271 amino acids. The transcript has 5 exons. Lineage: Eukaryota; Metazoa; Chordata; Actinopteri; Pomacentridae. The record is from RefSeq and is a predicted model, not a curated record.